Molecule: messenger RNA, 1004 nt
Organism: Hibiscus syriacus
Lineage: Eukaryota; Viridiplantae; Streptophyta; Magnoliopsida; Malvales; Malvaceae
Exons: 3
Coding region: 56-856 (266 amino acids)
Source: RefSeq, a predicted model, not a curated record
GAGAGGCCCAGCCAUUCGGGUAUUUCAAAGUCCUCCAUGCCGACUCCUCUUCCCCAUGUCUUCCAUGGCCGAACCCCCCAAGAAAACUCCCAAAACCAGUCGUUUUCUAGGUUGUUUCGGGUUUUCCGGCAUGAAAAACCGGCCGGAAAAGCCCAUCAAAACCGGUAACCGGAACAAGACACGGUCGCCGUCUUGCCCGAUGCUUUGUUUUACCGGAAGGAAGUCCCGUACCAAAACUGUGCCCUUCGAUAACUCCGACAACAAGACAGUCUCCGGCGGCGAAAGCUGUACGCCGUCGAAGCUGAUAAAGAAGAAGACCCCUUCGCGGCAAAAUUCCAAAGCUGAUCAACAACAAACGGCGUCGCUUACAGAGGGACCUAAACCGAAUAUUCCCAUCGAGAACAGGAAAAAUUCAAACCUGAUGAGAACCGGUUCAAGUCUUCCGGGUUCACCGACCGUUAAGUCGAAUCCAAACCAGCAAACACAACCCAAGUUAUCCUACACGGUUUCGUUACCAGUCCUCGACCGCGGAAAACGGGCGGAGAAUCCCCGGAUUCAUGAUCGGGUCAACUCGAAGCAAAUCAAACGGAAGAACAAUGAUGUGGUUAAAAAAUUCGACCCCGUCACGGGUUUGUCUAUCAUUAUGGUGACACUGGUAAUAAUGUUACUUUGGGGUCGUUUAUGUGCAGUUCUUUGUACCUCAGCUUGGUUUUAUUUUCACUAUCGAACCGCGGUUAACGAUAACAGUAUAAAAAUUGAAUCGGAUUCGAAUAUUUCGGAUUUGGACUCGGAAGAAUACAAGAAGAGAAUCGUGCUAGAAGGAUUGUUAGAGAGGAAUCAUAAGAUUACACUAUGAAUUUUUUUUAAAAAUAAUUUCUAUUUUUUACCUUUUUUUCAUGUCUGAUGCGCACGCUAGAUGUAACUACAUAUGUUUUGCUAAAGUGAGCCGGUUUGGGCCUUUUGUGUAAAAUUAGCAAUGGAAAAAAAGGGGUCAAUGUCUUCUA